GCGAGGAGGAAAACGGAACCUGGUCUGGCAUGAUGGGGAGACUUGCACGAAACGAGGUGGACAUUGGAUUAGUGGAUCUUUAUGUAACCCACGUCAGGAUAGGGAUUCUGGACUACACCACGCCCUACGACUCUGAGGUAAGGUCAGGGGUCACGCUAGGUCAUGUCAGGUUAGGUUUGGUUUGGUAAAGGUUUAAAUUUUCCGUCUUUUGUGUUUUUUCUUUUUUCCCUUCCUUUUUUUUUCCUUCCAUCUUUCCUUCAUCUGUUUUCAUCCUCUCCCUUGCUUCAUUCACCUGCUCCUCCCUUCCCUUCCUUCCUUCCUUCAUAUUUCUCCCUCCUUUCCACGCUUCUUCUCUCUUCUACCUUUCCUUCGCCUGUUUCUUUUCCUUUCCUUCCCUUUCCUCUAUUUUUUCCUUCACCUUUUCUCUUCAAUCUUCUUUCAGUCCCUCCUUCAUCCUUUCCAUCAUCCUGACUUUAUUUUCAUCUGUUCCUCUUCCUCCCUUCCAUCUAUCUCCCUCCCAAUCUUCCCCAGCUGAGUUGCUUCAUGGCACGCACGGAGCCGCCCCUCCCACGAUGGCAGGCCCUUGCGUUCCCCUUCCAAGGCACUACCUGGAUGGCUAUAGCGGUGGGGCUCGUGGUGGCUGGUCCUGUACUUGCUCUCCUAGCCCGCGGCAGUGCCCUCUGCGGGGACGAGGAGGCCAGCUUGCAGUCCCUGGGGGUGAGUUGGUACUACGCUCUCGGCCUUCACUGCUGCGAGGCUCAGGAGAAGAUUCCACGCAUGCAGUCAACCCGUGUCUUCGUGGCCACACUCUGGAUCUACACUAUCAUUCUCACUAUCGUCUACUCUACCAACCUCACUGCCUUCCUGCUGGUGGCGAAACCUCCGGCUACCAUUGAGACCAUUAAAGACCUUCACGCCUCUGGUCUCGAAGUCUCUGGGGUUGGGAAAUUCUAUGGUGACGCCCUGGGUUCUGCUAGUGACCCCUACUUGAAGAGCCUCCAGCAGAAGUUCAGAGCCUACGUGGAAGCUGCAGAGAUCUUCCCGAGGGUGCUAAGAGGCAGUGCAGUCAUGAUACAAAACAGUCCCUUUCUUGAGUUCGUCGCCGCUACGCGCUUCGCCACCAGAGGGCAGUCCAGGAUGCGUCUUAUGAAGGAGUGCUUUGCCCCCUUCAGCAUCGCCCUCGCCGUGCAGCGCCACUCCCCACUGAAGCAAAAAAUUUCGACAGAAUCAUAGGCUGGACAAAUAACGCAGGCCUACCCAGAUAUUUCUUCCUCCGUUCCCUCAGACUCUACCGCCAG
This is a messenger RNA of Scylla paramamosain (green mud crab), 1298 nucleotides long. RefSeq names its product glutamate receptor-like. Gene Ontology annotation, molecular function: ligand-gated monoatomic ion channel activity. Lineage: Eukaryota; Metazoa; Arthropoda; Malacostraca; Decapoda; Portunidae. The coding region runs from base 544 to 1233 and encodes 229 amino acids. The record is from RefSeq and is a predicted model, not a curated record. Gene Ontology annotation, cellular component: membrane. The transcript has 5 exons.